Molecule: messenger RNA, 6201 nt
Organism: Porites lobata
Lineage: Eukaryota; Metazoa; Cnidaria; Anthozoa; Scleractinia; Poritidae
Source: the annotation of a GenBank genome assembly
GAACAUCGGAAACUUCAUGAGAGUGGGGACGUACAGUAUACUGAUGUCGGCAAAGGCUGGAUCUUGGCCACUUCCUCGUGUUGGAGGAAGAGUUGCGUGGUGGAGUGGGUAUGCUACUAAGCUCCUCUGCUUACAAACACCUAGAGGACAAUGUUGUGGUAGUGAAUAGCCGGAUCAUAGUGGCAAACUUCAGUGGCAACCCUGCUACUACUAUGAUAUGCUGCUACAGUCCAACGAACCUGCUCGGAUGACAACGAGAUCCGCAAGGGACUUUUUUUUGCGAUCAGCAUGAUUUCUUAGUUGCUACGGACGCUUUGUUUUCAAAAGGUGACAAGAGAAUUUCCUGCUGUGGGAAUUUAAUUAGUACAUUAAUUUCUGGCCAAAAAACGUAAUCCGAUAAGGUGUCAACCCUGUCAUAUGCCACUACAGUAGUAAUCCUUUUGAAAGCUCAGAACGAGUUCAAGAUAGUAAAAACCAGAUGAAAAUACAACGCUAUCCAUUAUAAAAAUUAAAAUAAAGCAAAAUUAAAACAAUUUUGCUUAUAGUAAAGUGUAUGCCUUGCAAAACCUUCAAGUUGGUCCUAGAUAAUUUUUUGCCAGAUUUCAGCACGAGGAAUCCACGCGCCAGGACGCGCGGACAGCAAUGAUCAGGAAAUAAAGCGGAAGAACGAAUUGUCUUUUCAAAAAUAUAUUUUCCCUUUCAAACUGAAAUGCUUCAAGGCUAAACGAGAUUUUGCCUAUUGCGACUGGCCGGUGCUAUCUCACGAUAGCCGAUCUGUAGCGAAGACACGGAGUCCAGUGUAAAUAUUGAGCCGCUUUUUAGGCAUGCGGUUGCCUGCAGUUUUUAUUUAUGCGUCGUAAUGUCAAAACAAAGAAACAAAUCAGCAAGUGGAAAAAAGGAUUGUGCAACUAAAAGUAUAACCCAUCCUACAAUGAAAUUAAUUGGAUUUUACUUUAUAUGGUAUGCUUUUGGUAUAUCGCGCUGGAUCUGCCACGAUGCUUUGUCAGAAGAUUCCUGAGAGUGAGAGCCACGAGUGAUGGCGGUGUACAUAUGUGACGAUCCUCGUCUAUUCUAUUGCGCCAGGUUUUUUUCUCCUUCGCUGGAUACCGAAAAGACUUGGUAUCAUUGCUUUGAAUUCCAGCCUAUGUAAUGGAAAGCUAUGCAUGUUCGGCUCCUCCGAUUCAGUCAAGAGUCUUAGCGAGGAAUUUAAGCAAUCUGACAAGAUGGCGUUCUUGCUUGUAUGAGUUGGUUCUCCGUGCCGUCGAUGGAGGGGGCUUUUUGGUCCGCUGUCGCUCGAUAUCAUUCGCCACAGGUCCUUUAGCUAAAUCCUGUUUCUAGAAGCGGAUUUCAAGAGUGGUCGACUGGAUCAGUUCAUUUUGAUUCAAGGGUUCUGUCCAUUGGCGCCAAAAUCGAAUAGUCCGCCAAUUCCCCAAAAUAGCCCGCCAAUCCAAAAUCUCUGUACACAUCCUUCACUCAGGAAACAACCAAGUAACAAUGGGUAUGACUCGCUUUUAUUAAAUAACAAAGUCGGUAUACCAACUUGCAAAGCAAAUUGUGAGAAAUGAGGUCAGUUAACCAGUUUAUUGUUUGUUGAAAUAUCAUUUUCUUGUAAUUAUUGUGGGACAUAGUUUUUGAAGCCCAUUGUUUCUCCCUUAUUUAAAUUCAAUUUUUUCUCCUUUCACUUCAAUUCCUGUCACUUUUCAAUGGCUAAUAAUGUUUUUUUUUCAUAAAGGCUGAUCUCGAAACUGUUUUGCAAAUGUGAUUAGGCAUACAGAGGUCUUAAAGAAAAGUGAAAUUUUUUUGACAGAAAACACUACAAUUAUGUUUGUUUAAAGGGCGACAUUUAACUUUAAGAAGAAAUUCUACUUUUUCAUCUAUCUUUGUGUAUUCAAGAGUGGGUGUUUGAUACUGCCAUGAUGUUCUGCUACUCCUAAGUGCAAAUUGUGAAAUGCAACAGAACACUAGGUGUGUCGCCCGUGUUUCUGUGAGUUAGAAAUUCAUGGCAUUAUUAAUUCACCUGCAAACUUAUCUUAUAGUCAUCUUGAGUGAGUAGGUUUUUGAUAAUGCCAUGAUGUUCUGCGACUCCUAAGUGCGAAUUGUGAAAUGCAACAGAACACUAGGUGUGUCGCCCGUGUUUCUGAGUUAGAAAUUCAUGGCAUUAUUAAUUCACCUGCAAACUUAUCUAAUAGUCAUCUUGAGUGAGUAGGUUUUUGAUAAUGCCAUGAUGUUCUGCGACUCCUAAGUGCGAAUUGUGAAAUGCAACAGAACACUAGGUGUGUCGCCCGUGUUUCUGUGAGUUAGAAAUUCAUGGCAUUAUUAAUUCACCUGCAAACUUAUCUAAUAGUCAUCUUGAGUGAGUAGGUUUUUGAUAAUGCCAUGAUGAUCUGCAACUCCUAAGUGCAAAUUGUGAAAUGCAACAGAACACUAGGUGUGUCGCCCAUGUUUCUGUGAGUUAGAAAUUCAUGGCAUUAUUAAUUCACCUGCAAACUUAUCUUAUAGUCAUCUUGAGUGAGUAGGUUUUUAAUAAUGCCAUGAUGUUCUGUGACUCCUAAGUGCGAAUUGUGAAAUGCAACAGAACACUAGGUGUGUCGCCCGUGUUUCUGUGAGUUAGAAAUUCAUGGCAUUAUUAAUUCACCUGCAAACUUAUCUAAUAGUCAUCUUGAGUGAGUAGGUUUUUGAUAAUGCCAUGAUGAUCUGCAACUCCUAAGUGCAAAUUGUGAAAUGCAACAGAACACUAGGUGUGUCGCCCGUGUUUCUGUGAGUUAGAAAUUCAUGGCAUUAUUAAUUCACCUGCAAACUUAUCUUAUAGUCAUCUUGAGUGAGUAGGUUUUUGAUAAUGCCAUGAUGUUCUGCGACUCCUAAGUGCAAAUUGUGAAAUGCAACAGAACACUAGGUGUGUCGCCCGUGUUUCUGUGAGUUAGAAAUUCAUGGCAUUAUUAAUUCACCUGCAAACUUAUCUAACAGUCAUCUUGAGUGAGUAGGUUUUUGAUAAUGCCAUGAUGAUCUGCGACUCCUAAGUGCAAAUUGUGAAAUGCAACAGAACACUAGGUGUGUCGCCCGUGCUUCUGUGAGUUAGAAAUUCAUGGCAUUAUUAAUUCACCUGCAAACCUAUCUAAAAGUCCUCUUGAGUGAGUAGGUUUUUGAUAAUGCCAUGAUGUUCUGCAACUCCUAAGUGCAAAUUGUGAAAUGCAACAGAACACUAGGUGUGUCGCCCGUGUUUCUAUGAGUUAGAAAUUCGUGGCAUUAUUAAUCCACCUGCAAACUUCUCUAAUAGUCAUCUUGAGUGAGUAGGUUUUUAAUAAUGCCAUGAUGCUCUGCGACUCCUAAGUGCAAAUUUUGAAAUGCAACAGAACACUAGGUGUGUCGCCCGUGUUUCUGUGAGUUAGAAAUUCAUGGCAUUAUUAAUUCACCUGCAAACUUAUCUAACAGUCAUCGUGAGUGAGUAGGUUUUUGAUAAUGCCAUGAUGAUCUGCGACUCCUAAGUGCAAAUUGUGAAAUGCAACAGAACACUACGUGUGUCGCCCGUGUUUCUGUGAGUUAGAAAUUCAUCACAUUUUUAAUUCACCUGUAAAGUUAUCUAAUGGUCAUCUUAAGUGAGUAGGUUUUGGGAAUGGGUUUUUGGCAUUAUACUUCUCUUACUGACAAUCGGUCAUUGCUGCGGAGCGACCGAAGGGAGCGAGCAGCAACAUAAUCAGGAUUUAAAGGAAAUAUAUAAGGGGCGACGAAUUCUCGAAUUCAUCACUUUUUACCACAAUGCAUUGCAUUUAACCACACUUUUUACCACAAUGCAUUGCAUUUAACCAGAGUGCAUUGCGCCACGAACAACUCAAAUAAAAACACGGGGAACUUAGUUCGGUGGGUGAGAGAGUGCAUCGUUCGCUGCUCAGACUUUUCUUUGUGGCAAAUUUUCUACAGCACGGUUAGAGGUCUUACCAAAUUUUAAGACACGCAGGAGUCUUUCCGGAUGAGUACGAUGGUUAACUUGGGGAUUGGAUGUCAAUUCAAGAGCCUUUGACUCGUCCAGGUGUUAAACCUGACGAGAAGAUGAGCAUUUGCUCUUCGACUCCGCAACACGGGGAAUAGAAUAUACAAAUUCCAGCUUGCUAGAACGUGAUGUGAAAGUGAGAAAGUGUCAUGCAAUGCUAUUCUUAAGAAACUGUAUGAGCCGAAAAUGGAUGUGAUUUUGACCAUUCGCUUCAAAAUAACAGCGGAAAUCGAGAUAACAAAACAUAUGUUUUGGGUCCUACUUUGCAGACGAGGACGUUUAUCGGCGUUUUGAAAAGCAUAAUUAUGUUCUUUCAUUCAUUUAUUGCCAUGGAAUAUAGCUCGGUUAAUGCGGCUGGCGAUCAUCUUGCCGGCGGAAUUUUCAUGGAAAAGGAAUAAAAUGAAAGACUUUUCCUAAGGACUACGUAAUCAGCCUCUGUGGUGUAGUGAUUAGGAGUAGUCGCGUCGAGUUAAAGGUACCGGGUUCAAGUCCUACUGAAUUAUAUAUUCCUUCUUUCUUUUUUUUUCCGUUUUUUGUGUUGUUGUUUUCAAUAAAUAUAUAGCUAAAUAACUGUCACUUUAUAAAGAGCAAGAAAAGUAUUGUGUUUCCAGAGAAAAUAUCGCGCCCGUAUAUUAAAUAUAUGGAUAAACGAUCUGAAUUUCUAUUAUUUCCUACAAUUUACUGUGGGAAAACCAGAGUUGAUAACCACUUGAUCAUUUUCUAAACAACCUUCCCACGAGUUCUUUCUAUAGACUGAUAGUAAUUAUUCUAGUACUUUCCAACAUGUAAAUAGGACAUUCAAUGUCAUUUUUGAUUCUUUUAACUAAUGCCAGUAUCAACAGAAUGUGCCGCAGCAUUACUAUCUUUUAGAUACCCUAGUUUAGAAAAUAUUGUUGUUUCCAGAGUUACACUGGAUCAUAAAGGGUUGUUAUUGAUAAUGGCAUGAACUCUAUGCUAAAAAACUAGAAUCUUUAUUUUUAGAAAAUAAUUACCCAAUAUACGUGGACCAUCUUCUUGACCUCGAAAUGUAUGUCGCGGAAAAAAUAAGAUUCGCUCAGUAAAAGUUUAGAACGCUCCACGCGCGGCAAAGAAAACCCCUGUUGUUCAAGCAAACUCUAAGGACCUCUAAGGUCACGUCUCACAUUAUUACUAGUUUAUAAGUCAUGUUUAUUUCAAACAAUUAAGAGAGUUUUCUAGACUGCUUGCAGGCCGCCUUUUUUUGCAUAGACCAUUUUCAUGACCGCUAAAUGUAAGUCUCAGUGCGGCGGAAAAAAUACAAUUUUAGAACGCUCCAUGUGCGGCAUGGUGACCAACACGCGACGAGGGAAAGAAGGAAAACCCCUGUUGUUCAAGCAAACUCUAAGGUCACGUCUCACAACAUUACGAGUUUUUAAGUCGUGUUUAUUUCAAACAUUUAAGAAAGUCUUUCUGGACUGUUUGCAGCCCGCCUUUUCUCUUAAAAUCUGUUUAGUUCUUAUUCCAGCUAGCGAGAUUGUAAACAACAACUUUAGAAUAGAGAAUUUACCCUGGGUGCCAGAGACUUUCCAUGCCCGCGCUUUCCGUUUUCGGCCAAAGCUUUUCAGUGAAAUCAGUGAAGGUCGAGACGCCCGCAUUUAGCAGUUCGCGGCUUUGUAAAGGAAAGUAAUAGACUGUUCGCAGUUUAUAGUCGUUCAAGCAACGAGGCCUUCCGGUGGCAAAAUAAAUAUUGUACUAAAACAUUUUGCGUUAACCUUCGCAAACUGACUAAAGAAUUCUAUGUAAGAUUUGGUUUCGGAAUAAUUGUUACGGCGUGCAUUUAGUUUUCCUCGCUUUUAGCCAAAUAUUUCACUCACAAGAAAAAUAGUUUUUAACUCGGCAUUUGCAGCUCACACGCAAAAUUGUUCACGCGUUUUACUCGCCGUUUGUCGCGGCUUGCUUUGAAAGGUCCCACGAGUUUCUUUCUGUGUUUCCAUUGAGUGCAAUGAAUCAAAUUUCUAAUUAAUUUGGUUAAGCUGUCAAACGAUGACGUGUAAAUAAAAUGAAACAUUCAGUCGUGAUGAUUUAGAGAGGAUCGUAUUCUAUGAGUUGUCAACACGUCUAUUGUUUUACAUUGCGCAAUCGGUCAUUUCAGAUGACCGACUUCGCAGAUCUCUAAGUCUUGCGCGUCCUCAUACUUCUACAACACACUCUCUGAAGAAACAAAGAAGCUACCUGGGCAUAACCUAAAGAUCAUAUGA